Messenger RNA from Cyanistes caeruleus (blue tit), 918 nucleotides. NCBI's taxonomy places the organism in Eukaryota, Metazoa, Chordata, Aves, Passeriformes, Paridae. The record is from RefSeq and is a predicted model, not a curated record.
CCUUGGAGCAGCAGGGUGAGGUGGAGAAAAGUCCCACUGAUUGUUCCCUCCCCUGCACAGCCCAUUGUCUGUCCCUGAAACACUAGAGUGCUAGGCUUGCCUUUCCAUGGUGGUUCUCAGAUCCAUGCUCCUCCCAAACUCUGCUUUUCCUGUGGCCCUGUACAUGGAUGGGCAGCAGAGAUGGUCCCUCAGAGGGUUUUGUUGGGCUCCUGCUUCCUCCCUCAGCUCUUCCUUCCCUCUUUUCCCUUAACUCCCACUCUACUCUUUGCCAAUGGAUUUGCCAACGUGACAGUUCAGCCUGCCAAGCUCUACUUCAUCGCCUUCCACAUUGUGAUGGUGAUAAUCAUCGUCAAUAUCUUUGUGUCCUUCAUCUUGGAAGCUUUCUUUGUGGAGUACUCCCUGGAGAAGAGCGAAGUGGAAACUGCAAUUGAGCAGAAAAUCCAGGAGCUGGGAAUGGGAGUUCAAGAGGAUGAGCUCCACCAUGAGCAGCUCCUCGACAACAUGGAGAGUGCGGAGCACGAGCUCGAGGGGGAAGGUGGAACGAAGUCACAGAGCAAAGGGCUGGUGUUCAAAAUUGCCUCCAAACCAUCUUCUCCUCUCCCACCUCAGCCCUUCUGUGUUCCUUGUCUUCACGAACCUCCCUCUGGAGACACUGCCCUGGUGGCCGAGGUCGUGCUGUGCCAAGACACCUGUUUUCCUUUCUCCUUCCUCUAUGGGCUUUGCAUUCCUGCUGCCUUGGAUCACGGGGGGACCAUUCCCCCUUUUCUCUGGCUCGGAUACAGGACAGUGGAUGCUCUGCUGCAGCGCAUGUUCGAGGCAGAGAUACCCCUGGAGGAUGAAGGCCCUUCCUUUGAAGAGAUCCUGAACCUGUCGCCCAGCUCGGUUCCCAGGAGCCCGGGUUCGGAGAGCGCGGCGUGA